UGGUCGAACGCGUCGGGGCGUUUCAUUCUGAUUGGUUGACGACCGAUGCCCGGUGUCCGGGUAAGAUGGCGUCGGAAGAGCAGUGCUCGGCACCACCUCGAUGGCGGUCGAUAUCCUUAACCCACGUAGAGUAUCCGGCUGGUGAUCUGACGGGGCAGGUAUUGGCCUGCAUGAGCCUGUUACCCAUCGCGAUCCUCGUCGGAUUCGUCACUCUGAUCGUCUUCAAGCGAGAGCUACAUACGAUCUCUUUUUUUGGGGGUUUGAUCAUGAACGAGGGGCUAAACUGGCUGCUCAAACACAUUCUACAGGAGCCUCGGCCGUGUGGAGGAGGUCACAGCUCAGUCACGACAGAGUACGGGAUGCCUUCCAGUCACUCUCAGUUCAUCUGGUUUUUUGUUGUAUACUUUUUUCUUUUUCUUUAUUUAAGAAUGCAUCAGACGAACAAUGCCAGGUGUGUUGAACUGUUAUGGCGACAUAUACUGUCCAUCAUUCUACUGGCUGUGGCUCUGUCCGUUUCAUACAGCAGAGUCUACCUCCUGUACCACACCUGGAGUCAGGUGAUAUAUGGGGGUGUGGCCGGGGUGGUGAUGGGAGUGGUUUGGUUUUUUAUCACCCAAGAGGUUCUAACGCCACUCUUUCCCAAGAUAGCAGCCUGGCCGAUCUCAGAGUUUUUUCUGGUGAGAGAUACGAGUCUCAUUCCCAACAUCCUGUGGUUUGAAUACACAGUAACCAGAUCAGAAGCCAGAAACAGACAACGAAAGCUGGGAACGAAGCUUCAGUAAAUUUUUGCGCAACCCAGUGCAAACUGACAGAAAGGACCACACACACACACACACACACACACACACAAAUACAAACACACUGGAGUUUCAUAGUCUGGACUGUUCUGGUUGAUGUGAACGCGCAGAACAGUGUACUUGUGGACCAAAGGAGCGAGUUCGUAUCGCAGACGUGACCGUUAUCACACGACCCAACCGUUCGCACGACAACAUGGCCUUCUCCUCCCCCGUCCUUAGGCUGCCCCUGCGUUCCUAAUGCAUGCGGACCGUGCAAGAGACAAAAAACUAUUUAAUGACAAAUGUAAUAUAUAUUUUAUUCAUUACCGUUCACAGGGAACACACGCAGAAGGUGGGAAGAGGUGGAAGUGAACGAAAAAGUUUUACGACGCGACAAACUUAUCAGCAUGGCAUUACUUUUAUUUAAACGAUGCGUUAAAGGAGCAGGGACAGGAAUGCUGGGUAAUAAACACAGGAGAGGAGGAGGAGGAGGGGAAGAGGAAUGCAGAAACAAAUGCAAACAUGGAUGAGGGUGGGGGGACGAAAAUUGCUUUUGCUCGUUUGUGUAUCUUAAAAGACAUGAAUACUCAUCACAAAAUAUGUCCAGGUCACAUUUCACCCCAAAAUAAUAAAAAAGAAAUUCAAGCCUAUUUUUAAGGGCAUUUUUGUUUGCAUUUGUGACAUUUUCAUAAGGGGCGAAGCAUAUUUAACAUGUGUCCAGACAUUUUUUUAAUUCUCCAUAUUUUUGAAUAUUAUGAAAAUUGCUGCCAUGUAAAAACUCUUAAUGGUUUCAUUUUCUUUUGGCAAAAUAAAUAUUUAUUUUUCAAUUUUGAGGUGAAACAUAUGGAAGCCGAUUCUGCCAUGGAAUUAAAAAAAACUUUUUAUCUCACAGUUCUGACUUCUUUUUCUAAAAAUUAUAUCUCACAGUUUUGCCCUUUUUUGUACAAAUGAUUAAAUUCUGAGUUUAUAUCUCACAAUUCUGAUUAUUUGUUAAUAUAUUUAUAUUUUUUUGUUUUCUUUUAUUUUGUUUAGAUAUUACAAUUUCAACACUUGAAAUCUUGGAAUUCUGGCUUUUUUUUUUAUUUAUAUGUCACAAUUUUGACCCUCUUUUUUUUUUUUUAAGCAAAUGAAUAAAAUCUAUUGUGUAUAUUUUGCAAUUCUUAGUUUAUAUCUCACAAUCCUGCCUUUCUUUUUGCAACUUUUAAUUUAUAUAUUUAACUUUCAACACUUGAAAUUUAGCAAAUAAGAAAUCCAAGAUUUCCUAGUGUCAAAAUGUAAAUAUUGAAACAAAAAAAUGCAAAAAAAAAAAAAUGUUUAUAUAUUGCAGUUUCGACACCUGAAAUCUUGGAAUUCUGACUUUUUUUUUUAAAUUAUAUGUCACUAUAUAUAUAUAUAUAUACAUAUAGCAAUUUAAUUUUGACACUAUACACAUUUUUUGUUUAUAUAUUGCAAUUUUGACUCUAAGAAUUGCAAGUUAUAUCUCACCAUUCUGAGUUUAUAUCAAACAAU
Molecule: messenger RNA, 2285 nt
Organism: Labeo rohita (rohu)
Lineage: Eukaryota; Metazoa; Chordata; Actinopteri; Cypriniformes; Cyprinidae
Gene: dolpp1
Product: dolichyldiphosphatase 1
Exons: 8
Coding region: 66-782 (238 amino acids)
Biological process (GO): protein N-linked glycosylation; lipid biosynthetic process
Cellular component (GO): intracellular membrane-bounded organelle; endoplasmic reticulum membrane
Molecular function (GO): dolichyldiphosphatase activity
Source: RefSeq, a predicted model, not a curated record